Molecule: messenger RNA, 2665 nt
Organism: Coregonus sp. 'balchen'
Lineage: Eukaryota; Metazoa; Chordata; Actinopteri; Salmoniformes; Salmonidae
Source: the annotation of a GenBank genome assembly
AUGGACAGGGAGGUGAAAAAGUUAAAAGAAGAGAUUGAGAGAGAGAGAGAGAAGGGUGUGGCGGCUAUGGUAGCUUGUUACCAAGGCUUUGACCCGGCAGCCUAUCUACAGUAUAACUACAUGCCACCGCGGGCGGACUUUGACCGGCAAGACAGCAUCGUACCCUGGAAACUAGGAUGUCUGCACAGAGCUUUUACCGAGGGUGAGUGAGCGUGUGUGUGUAACGGGAUCAGUGUGCUGCUAACAGCUUAGCUUACUCCACUGUCCGACUGCCCUAUACUGAGCUUGAAUCAGUGAUCCUCUGCUUCACAAACACAAGUGACCGCCCUCCUUGACAACGUUCCAACGGUUUGUCUAUUUCGAUAGCUCCAUCCGCGACAUUUCAAGCUUGAUGUGGAGUGAUCUUACGGUACGUUCUUAACUCUGUUACACUCGUCCCUUCUAAACUCGCUACACAGUGAGCUACUCCAGUCGUUGAGUUGAGCCAAACUGCCAAGCCGGGCCACGGUACCACUGUAACAGGGGUCAGCAUGUUGCUAACAGCUAACUACAUGUUCCGACUGCCCCAUACUGGGCUCGAACCAGUGAUCCUCUGCUUCACAAACACACGUGACUGCUCUCCUUGACAAUGUUGCAAUGGUUUGAGCUACCGAAAAAUAUCUAAUUCGAUAGCUCCAUCAGCGACAUUUCAAGCUUGCUGUGGAGAGACCUUACGGUACGUUCUUAACUCCGUUACACGUGCGUGUGUGCGUGCUUGUUUGAGUCUGUGUGUGUGUGGAAGAAAACUGUUUCAGUCAGUUUUCUUCCAUUUGGUGCCUAAUGGAUACAAUUUGAGGUGUUAAACUCAACUCCUGUUUGUGUGUGUGUGUGUGUGUGUGUGUGCAUCUGUCUGUUUGUCUAUCAGCGGCAGUAUGAAUUACAUUUUUCACUGAGGGUGUGAUAUAUGAAAUAUGUACUAUAUCUGUGUUUUUGUGCACGUACAGUAUAUUUGUAAAUGGAGAGGGGUGAGUGUGUUUAAUGUUGUAUCACAUCUCUCUCUCUACACCUCGUUCUGUCGACCCCUUCGGUCAUCUCCCUCUCUCCCACCGUUACUCCCCCCUCCUCUCCCUCUCUCUCCCACCCUUACUCUCUCUAUUUCCUCCCCUACCCUCCUCUCCCUCUCUCUCCCACCCUUUUACACUACCAAUCAGGUUUGUUCAAAUAGCAUCCAUCUCAUUGGUCAGUGCUGAUCAGUGACCCACCAUGCGUCCCUACACCUUCCCCCUAGCCCUUUAGGGUGCACAGAUCUGAAUGGACUGUAAGUGGAAGCAAUGAAGUGGGGGGCGGCAGGUAGCUUAGUGGUUAAGAGCGUUGUGCCAGUAACCGAAUGGUUGCUGGUUCUAAUCCCGAGCCGACUAGGUGAAAAAUCUGUCGAUGUGCCCUUGAGCAAGGCACUUGAGCAAGGCACUUAACCAUACUUGUAAGUCGCUCUGGAUAAGAGUGUCUACUAAACUGUAAUCUAUCUCUACCCUUUCUUUCUACCUCCCUUUUUCCCCUUCCUUCUAUCUACUGUCAGGUGACGUGGGAGGUGAGGUGUUGGUGGAUGUGGGCUCAGGGCCCACUCUAUACCAGGUGUUGAGCGCUUGCGAGGUGUUCGACACGGUGUUCCUCACAGACUUCCUGGAGGUGAACAGGCAGGAGCUGAGGCGUUGGCUGCAGGGCGAGGGCAAGGGCUACAGCAGCCUGGACUGGACGCCCUACCUGCAGCAUGUCUGCAAGCUGGAAGGCCGAAGGUGGGUGCUGAUGUUAGUGUUAGACAAGGGUCGUACUAAUUAGUGCACACCGUCGCAAAAGAUUUGCAACGGAAAACGAAAAGAAGCGUUUCAUAUUGGACAAGUUAAACAGGUUGAACAGGUUGUCCCUUCCUGUUUCAGUCAGUUUUCUUCCAUUUGGUGCCUAAUGAAUAUGAUUUGAAGUGUUAAACUCAACUCCUUGAGGGACGCAUUAGAAGUGUCUGUUGGUUUUCACUCUUGCCUAUAAACUCUAAUUCAGAUUUAGACCUGGGAAACCAGGUGCGGUGACUGACUUCCUAGCAUAUCAAUGAAAUUGAUUGGUCAAGUAAGUGCAAGGGACUGGCUCUCGAGGACUGACGUUUGACACCUGUCCAGAUCUGGGUUGAAAACGUCAGGUCUCCAUUAAAUAAUCUAUGUUUAUUGUUGUUAAUUGUUUUAUUGUUCUGAUCAGCCCUUCAGCAUGGACCGAGAAAGCUGCACGCCUGCGUUCGGUUGUCUCCGACAUUCUCCCCAUCGACGUGCACCUCCCCCGCCCCCUCCCCCUUGACUCCCAGCUCCCCACAGCCGGCGCCGACUGCCUGGUGUCCUGCUUCUGCCUAGAAAGCGUCAGCCCCGACCUGGCCUCCUUCACCCGGGCCCUGGGUCACAUCAGGGGCCUCCUCCGGCCCGGGGGCCACCUGCUCCUGAUUGGGGCCCUGGGUGAGAGCUACUACAUGGGGGGGCCCGGUGUGCGCAUCCCUGUGGUGCCCCUGGAUGAGGCCCAGGUGUGUGCCAGCGUGAGGGCCAGUGGGUACACGUUGGUGAGGCUGGAGGUGUACACGCUGCCCCAGGGCAUGAAGGUGGGGGUGGACGACGUGACGGGCGUGUUCUUUGUGAAGGCCAGGAAGCCAUAG